Messenger RNA from Penaeus vannamei (Pacific white shrimp), 1210 nucleotides. The record is from RefSeq and is a predicted model, not a curated record. Lineage: Eukaryota; Metazoa; Arthropoda; Malacostraca; Decapoda; Penaeidae.
AUCUCUCGCUCAAGUUCUUGUGCAAGUUGUGAGGGCUUUAAACGUACACAUUGUGCUUGUUAAUUAAGGCCGCUAACUGAUUUUGCCAUUUUGCGGAGAAGACUUUGAUGGGAGUCCAUUGAUGCCAAAUUUGGUUGUCAUGGAUAGAUAUGUAAUAAAAACAAAGAGGAAACAUGCAUGCGAAGAAAGCAACAAUGGAAGGAAAACUUUUAAGGAUGAUGAAUUGAGUGAAAAAGCUAAUAAUUCUACUCCAGAAUUAUUGAACCAUAACGUCUCCGAGGAAAAAGCCAACGAAGUUAGAAGUGCUUCGCCUUACGAAAAUAUUGACUUGAAUUUCCCCAGCAUAAAAUCAUCCUCUUUAGAUUGGCAGACAAUUCGGAAAGAUAAUUUGGACCUGCAGUAUACAAUAUUGUUCAAAAAUAGUGUUGGACGAUCCCUUAUUGCAAUAUUUGAAAAGGAAUUUGAGUAUUUUACAGGUAACUUAGCCAGAGUCAAGGUAUUUGGCAAGUGGUGUGACAUCCCAAGAAAACAGGUGACAUAUGGAGACCCAGGGUUAACAUACAAAUACAGUGGCAUAACAACUCCAGCAAAACCUUGGCCAAAGUCUCUGAAGGCAGUACGAGAUCUUGUGAACAGGGUUACAGGAUAUGAUUAUAAUUUCGUACUUGUAAACAGAUACAAAGAUGGCAGUGAUAAAAUGGGGGAGCACAAAGAUGAUGAGAAGGAUUUGGAUCACAACACACCAAUUGCUUCACUUAGCCUUGGACAGUCUCGUGACUUUUACUUCCGUCACCAGGAUGCCAGGCCACCUAAAAGCAUGAAAAUAGAAAAAGCAAAAGCACCAUCGUCCCAUCGCGCCGCCUCCGCCAGCGCCGCAGCAACCGGCAUCCGCUCGUCCGCAGGCGGGGCUGCAGAUGGCCAGUGUCCCCGUAAAGAGCAGGCGUUAAGGUUGAAAACGUCCCCCUUGCCCCAAGAGGCGAGCGUCCCUGGGCAUCGCAGCAGCCAACCCAGCCAUGUACCGACCCGGGAGAGGAGGAUACCCAACGAGGGCUGCAGCAACCAACUCGAAAGCAAUGCAAAGAGACGGGAGAACGAGCGAGGUACGCGCCCUGGAGAAGGGUUCCGUCGCAACAGAGCAGAACAGACACUGGAAGGACACCGCCCGAGCCACGUGAGCCUCAAUCUGCCGCGUCUUCCUGAAACAUCCUGA